AGUAUCAAACAGUUGACUGUCGACUGAAUCUUCGCCAACACGCGUUACCACAGAUAAGCUCCAAAACUGAUAAAAAAUCGUCGCUCGUUUUUGGCCUAAAAAUUAAUUUUGCCGGUUUCGAUGCGGGUGUGAUGAGCUUUUGAGAAUGUGUGAUGUUUAUUCUGAAAGCAACUACAGAUGAUGUGUUUUUGUGAUAUUUUUGCGAUUUGAUUUUUUUUUUUUUAAUGGCUUUGGAGCUGAGUUCACAUCCUCCCAUGCCGUUGGACUAUAGCAAUGGGGGGACGAGAGAAAAUUCGACAAGUCCGGUGAAUGUUUCCGAUUCCGCUCCGUCAAGUCCGCCGGGAAGUAGCGCCUUCACCGUCGUGACGCCCAAAGGAAGAGAUCUCCUGCCGGACCGAAACGGAUCUCCUGUUCAGUUUCCUUCUCCGACAGGAUUUGCGAGCUACUGCAGAACGCUCUGGGGCUCACCCUUCAUUUCAAGCAGCCCUCGUUAUUUAUCUCUCGCUCAAAACCAUUCCGAACAAUCAACCGACAAGUCCAAAGAACCAAUCAACUUCGGCAUCAGUCGACUAGUCACGAAAUCCGAAGACGAAGACGAACAAACCAACAACAACAACAACAACAACGCAAAAUACGAAAGUAGCGACGAAAUGAAACUAAAUCGAUGGGACAACUCACCCAGACCCUCACCCAGCACUUCGCCAGAGCUGGAAGUGGACUCUCCUCCACACUCCCGAACUAACUCGCCUUCGCCUCGGCCUCCUUCAGUCACCGAGUUGAACAAAAGCGAGACUUCGAAGAAAUCCGAAGCGUUUUCGGUCAGUGCUUUACUCCGACCUGACAAUCCAAAAAAAUCAGACGGGCCUUGUUACCAAGAAACCAUAUCAGUAACUCGAUCAUAUCUCUAUCCACCGUUCGUUGAUUUAUUAAAAGACGCCCAACUUAAAUCAAACCCAGACUAUGGCUCCGCAUUCCUUCCGAGAAACUUUGUACAUCCCGGAUUUUUCCCACCCGGACUCUACUCACAAAAAGAGAGCGAGGAACGAGGCUUUUUGCCCACCCCCACAAGUUUGUACUUUAGUGCAGUUGCUGCAGCUAUGGCAAAUGGACAGUCGCAGCCUGGACAAUACCCUCCACCACCCACUUCGGAGGAGCUGUUUAGGUUAAGGCACCACCUUAUGAAUAGUCCAGGGGUUCAUCCGCACCAUCAUCAUCUGUUGAUGAGGCCCGGAAUGAUGCCUCUGGGGGACGUUUAUUCGUGUAUUAAGUGCGAGAAAAUGUUUUCGACACCUCAUGGACUUGAGGUCCACGCCAGGAGGUCGCAUAAUGGGAAAAGACCGUUCGCUUGCGAGCUGUGCAAUAAGACGUUCGGACACGAAAUCAGCCUCAGCCAACACAGAGCUGUCCAUAAUGUGGAAAAAGUAUUCGAAUGCAAACAGUGCGGUAAAUCGUUUAAAAGAUCUUCGACUCUCUCGACUCAUCUCCUUAUACAUUCCGAUACUCGGCCGUACCCUUGCCAAUACUGCGGCAAGAGGUUUCAUCAGAAGUCAGACAUGAAGAAGCACACUUAUAUUCAUACCGGCGAGAAGCCGCACAAGUGCACCGUCUGCGGCAAGGCCUUCAGCCAAUCCUCCAACCUCAUCACACACUCCCGGAAGCACACUGGCUUCAAGCCCUUCGCCUGUGACCUCUGUGGACGGGCUUUCCAGCGCAAGGUGGAUUUGCGACGGCACAAAGAGACCCAGCACACGGAGUUGAGGCCCAUCGUCACAUAGUGCCAAAGCGCCGGAAGCAGUGUUGCGCUUCCGGCCAAGGAGGACGAAGGAGGCAAGUUGUUCAGGCCGCAUUCAACGCUAAUGGACCAAAAUGCGUCGGCACAUUUGAUCAGCGCUGAAUCGGCGCCGCAACUGCCGCCGAUACGUUCAGUGUUUUCAAAUGUUUGUUGGACGUCGUAAACAUACCAAAGACUUACCAAAUUCACUCUAGGCUUUCAUCUGUGAUUUUUUGACAUCAUAUGAGAUAUGGUGCUAGUUUUGGACUACUUUUGUAUUUGUUGCGAGACCUUUUGGAAUCGGAUUCCGGGAGGGAGAAGCACCGACUUGGGUCACACUGUACUAGGUGUUAUUACAAAUAUUUAAUAUCUAACGUGCAAUUUGUUGUUUCAUAGUGCAAUUUUACAGCUAUUAAUGACGAUGGAAACAUAUCAGAAUAACUGGCAUUAUUUUCAGCACUUUACAUUUUCUUAAUUAAUAAAGUCCAAGAUUUUUGGAACUACAAACCAACGAACUAAGCACCUAUAAUUAGACACACAUUUUUAAAAUUUGAAAUACGAGCAAGAAAAAAAAACUGGUGAUGGACAAGACUAUUUCUAAAGUAAAAGGUGGAACCUGCUAAAACUUUUGAAACUACAAAACCGAAAAAUAAGGUAAUGUGCAACGACUUCUAAUUCAUUUACUUUUUGUUUACCCAUGACAGACGGGACGAAAAAAAUCUUGUGUAUGAAAGUAGCUCAAGAAAAUGUAUUCAGACAGGUUUUAAUUAUUAAAGACUUUUGACAAUAUUAAAAUUAGACAGUGGAAAUUAAAAAUUCUUGGUUUUGUUUAACAAUGUAAGAAAUAAGAACAACAUUUUAUCGUGACAUCAAUGUUAUAAAGAUCAGUAUUUUAUAUUAUCGCCUAAAAGGCAUAGUAUGUAAAUUUUAGACUUUAAUGAAUUAUUUCAAUUUAAGUGAUUGUCCUCUCUCAAAAACUUUUUUGUCAGAAAAUACAUUAAAUAUAAACCGAGUUCUGUAUUUUGGGAGAAACUUAACAUUACUAAAAUCAUUUUGAAAUUUCGAGGUCAGGUCGCAGUUUUCUUGGAACUGGUGUCCAGUAAAAGUCUUAGCUUUAUUUUUCUAACAAAUAACUUCUUAGAGAACGAUGUUUUCUAAAAAAAAACAAAAUGUUUAGUUUGAUUAAAUAUUUCCAAAGAAUUGAUUUACAUAACGGUAUAACGAUAAUAACAAAAAAUAUUUAGUUUAAACAAUGUAGUUGCAGUAAUUGCUUAAUAGAAAGCCGAAAUUUGAGAGUUGCAAGUUGGAGCUACAAUAUCACUGGUCUCAAAGUCGCGUAGAGACCAUAUCUUUAUUUACAACAGAGGCGCAACGCCUCAGGAAUAUAAAACAGGCUUCCUUGAUUGAGCAACUUGAUUUUUAACCAGAGCUGCCUCCAACUACGGAUUGAAAUCGUAGUCUCGAGGAAAAGCGAGAUUUUGCCCGCAGCAGCACCGCAGCAAAUUGAAAAAUAUUCCAUUCUUUCAAGCAUCUCGUGAAUUAUUUAUCAGAGUCGUAAUUAACGUCCAUUAGCAUUGUUUAUUUUGACUGAGUCGAAUUCGCGCGCUAGUUUUCGAGAAAAAGGAAGGGACAGAUUAACGCCUCCUGAUUAAAUUAUGCACAAUGCGGCGUUGUCAUGUCAUGUAACUCCAUACUCCCAGAGCUGUGGUAGGGAAGAUCACGACACUAGAAAGCUGGUUUCCGGUUUCAGCAUCGUGUCGACACCCCCACUUUCCACCACCAAAACUGUCAACUUUCAUUCGCUUAAACGACUGAUUUUACUUCAACAAUUCUAGAUUUUCAAAGCUCUGCUCCUGAAAAUCUUCCUUCACGUGAAAUAUUUAUCGCAAAGAGUGCUGAAAGUAUUGCCAGACGACUCGAGUUGUCUGUUCAUGUAACAACCACUUUUAUUAUUCAUUAUUGCUAUUACAUGGGAUUCAUUCAUAUUACAACAACUCUUAUUGAUCUCACAAUCAACACGUCAUUAGUUUAACAAAAGUUAUUAUCAGAAUCGGAUACUGUUCUAGUUACACUCUAAAUUCAUUAUUACUACACUAGUCAAUAAAAAUGUUAUUGUUACCAAAUCCGAUUCUUAUAAUUGAGAUUUAGUUAAGUACAACUUCCCAACGAUAUUAUUUUACAAUAUGCGAAUGUAAAUACUUUCCAUUAUUGUUAUUUUUGUGGAUAGCUUUAGUCAAUGUUAAAUGUAUUAUAAAAUAAUGUAAAUUAUCAAAUUCAAAGUACAUAGACGUAAGGCACUUUGUAUGUAAAUGUGAAAAUUCCUGUAAAUAAGCUUAUGUGUACGUUUUAACACACAGUUUUAUUCUGUCACCAGAAAGUAAAUAAAAUAUUGUGAUUAUAAAA
Tribolium castaneum (red flour beetle) is the source of this 4174-nucleotide messenger RNA. RefSeq names its product senseless-2 (gene sens-2). The transcript is spliced from 5 exons. Gene Ontology annotation, molecular function: RNA polymerase II cis-regulatory region sequence-specific DNA binding; DNA-binding transcription factor activity. The coding region runs from base 225 to 1775 and encodes 516 amino acids. NCBI's taxonomy places the organism in Eukaryota, Metazoa, Arthropoda, Insecta, Coleoptera, Tenebrionidae. The record is from RefSeq and is a predicted model, not a curated record. Gene Ontology annotation, biological process: regulation of transcription by RNA polymerase II.